GCCCGCGUCUUUGACGACUGUGUACCUACGUGUUUUUUUCGGAGACCAGUUUUUUACGUUUUUUAUUCCAACAUGGAGGAAAAAUUAAUAACAUUAGUUCAAGCCUAUGAUUAUUUAUAUAAUAUGUCAUCAAAACAUUAUAUGAACACUCAAAUGAAGAACAAUGCGUGGAGAAUAAUUGGGACAGAAAUGAAUAAAACAGGUGAAGAAUGUCAGAAAAUAUGGAGUAAUAUACGUAAUAAUUUUAGGAAAGCUCUGAAUAACAGAAAAACAAAGAGUGGUGACCCGUACACAAAGCGACGCCCUAUCAAGUUUGAAAAAGAGCUGGAGUUUUUGAAAAAAUUCAUUCAGCACAGAAAACAAACCUCGAAUUUGGACUCCUCUUCAGAGGAUACGCAGACUUCUUUUGCAGAAUCCGCUGUCGUUGAUAGCGAUGAACGUUCAGUUUCGCGAAUGACCAAUGAUUCACACCAUUCCUCAAUAAUACCAGAACCUACAACAACUGCUGAAAUACUAAAUAAAUAUAUUGAAUCGAAAAAGGAGGUGGACGCCAUUGAUUCGUUCUUUCAAACAAUGGCUGCCACAGUAAAAAAGCUACCAAAAAGAGAGCAGGUCCGAAUAAAGAGACAAAUAUUUAAUAUGGUAACUGACGCCGAAUUAAAAUACAUAGAGGGAACUCCAGCUCCAACAUCUGAAGAUGUCUCUACCAAUUUGCAACAUCAACGACCAUGCCGUACCGCUUUUACUUCAAGAUCUGGCUGUGGAACCGCGGCAGGCUUGGGCUAUGAAGCUGUAUCAGGAUCUGGCUAUGAAACCACCUCAAGAUCUGGCUAUGAAACCACCUCAAGAUCUGGCUAUGAAGCAGCUUCGGGGUCUGACUUUGGAACCGCCUCAGGCUCCGGUUAUGAAGCAGCUUCGGGGUCUGGCUUUGGAACUGCCUCAGGCUCUGGUUAUGAAGCAGCUUCGGGGUCUGGCUUUGGAACCGCCUCAGGUUCUGGCUAUGAACCUGCUUCACGGUCUGGUUACGAAACCGCCUCGGGCCCUGGCUAUGAAGCUGCUUCAGGGUCUGGCUACAAAACUGCAGUUUCUGAAUACGAAACUAAUCUAAACUAG
Helicoverpa zea (corn earworm) is the source of this 1113-nucleotide messenger RNA. Its product is annotated as hyphally regulated cell wall protein 1-like. The record is from RefSeq and is a predicted model, not a curated record. NCBI's taxonomy places the organism in Eukaryota, Metazoa, Arthropoda, Insecta, Lepidoptera, Noctuidae. The transcript is spliced from 2 exons. Gene Ontology annotation, cellular component: transcription regulator complex; nucleus. The coding region runs from base 73 to 1113 and encodes 346 amino acids. Gene Ontology annotation, molecular function: DNA binding. Gene Ontology annotation, biological process: regulation of transcription by RNA polymerase II.